Molecule: messenger RNA, 2313 nt
Organism: Portunus trituberculatus (swimming crab)
Lineage: Eukaryota; Metazoa; Arthropoda; Malacostraca; Decapoda; Portunidae
Exons: 10
Coding region: 387-1592 (401 amino acids)
Molecular function (GO): protein binding
Source: RefSeq, a predicted model, not a curated record
ACACCACUAGCUUAAACUCAGAUUUCGUAGAGACCCUUGGUAACAGGUUAACAAUAACGGUGUUUCUGUCCCAAACUAUAGCUCAAUGUUCAGUCCCAUUCCGGGCCAGUGUGUGCAUGUGGGGAAGGUACGGCCAAGCGCACGGUUCCCGCCUUCCCUGACGUCACGUGUUGCCAUGGCAAGAAUCCUUAUCUAGGGAUGGCAAUGCAUAAUAUUUCUUAAGCUACAACCCAGCCACAGAGUAAGUCCCUGCUGAGAACUAUAUAGAGAGAUGCAAAGUGCAUAAUUCCUAUGGCAAUAUUGGUCUAAAUUGUUUGCCCCACAAUGCACGCAUAUUGUCCACCAACGCUGAGUACGUGUCAGAAUCCUGUACGACUUAAGUGAUCAUGUGUAUUCUGACUCGUGACUCAAGACCCAUCGCCCACCAGUCCGGCACCAGCAGUCUCUCUCUCUUGCUGGUCCGCGCACUACUUCAGAACCCAUCCACCCGCCACGGCCUACGCCUCGAGCGGUCCUGCAGCCUCUCCACUCUCUGUGCUGGAAGAGGUGACGACGGCCACUCCCUGACGCUGCUCUUCACAAACACUAAAGUCAUCUCGCCUCUCACCAUGGUGACUUCACGUGGCUCCUUGCAAGUGGUCCUCUCCCUUGUUUUCCUCCUUGCCUUACUUUCCACUGCAGAAGGAGGAUGUCGACGAAGCAGCCAGAUCGAAUGUCAGAGCGGCGGCCAGUGUAUUUCAAAAAACGGUAUUUGUAACCAGAUACGAGAUUGUUCGGACGGUUCAGACGAGGACGCCAGCCUGUGUAAGCUAUGGUCGCAGAGGAGUCAACACUGCCAUCAUGAUCCUGCCAGUCCCUUCUACUAUAGCGGAGGGUGUCGGACGGCAUACUACAUGUGUCUGAACGCCAGAGAAACCAGUGAAAUAAAUUCGAGAAUUUGUGAGAUUAUUCUUCAACCAAAACUGGACGUCAGGAAGCUAGAUGGUAUGAACAUGAGCAGUGAGGUGAUCUCCUUGCUGAAUUCAGCUGUUAACUCCACCUUGAAUUAUAAGACGCCAGACUGCCCCAUGCUGUACCUCCGCGUCGGAAAUGAUUGUCUCUCUUUCUUCUCACCAGCCAAGGUGUCGUGGGCAGAGGCUCGACAGUUCUGUCUUAGCAUCUAUGGUGACCUGUGGCAUGCAAAGGAUUUUGAAAGUUAUGGCCGCCUAAUGGAGUAUAUGAGAGAGGAAAAACUGACCUCUAAUUACUGGAUUGGCGGACGCUACGAUAUUGAUACCAAUGCAUGGUCGUGGACGGCAGACGACUCUGCCAUGCCCCUUGGCGCUCCAUUCUGGUCGAUGAAGUACGAGGACUCCUGCGUGCAAAGGGGACCUCCACACACCGACCCAUAUUCCGCACCGCCCGCAGCUCUACCCGGGGCCCGCUGUUAUCGAGCCGUCUUAUCUCCACAAAAAAGAUCUCCGGGCUGGUGUUCUGCAAUGACCUACGAGCACUUCUACUACUGGACUGACGAGAUGUGUGAUGAAGCCUUCAGCCCACUGUGCACCUUCACUGGCCCCGUCGCCGCCCCCGUUGUGGCUGACGCUCAUUAGGAAGUGACUAAUUUUUUUGCAGGUUAUGAAACCUUCCUAUGACAUGUUAAGUUAGCACGUACAGAAGGCUAUACGAAGUCUUAGCACAAUGUCUUGUAAAUUUUGUUCAGCAUCUUGAAAUAUGAUUGUCAUUGUUAUACUUUGUACACUUUGGGCUCAACAAAAUACCAUUCAAUCAACUAAUAUAGUAACGCUUUAACUAUGGCAUAUUGCAUUUAGAAAGGAUUACUGAUGUGAUGGUCAUCACAAAUUCGCCGGUGUAUCAAGGUGUAAAGCCCGGUGAGGCUAUUACGCAGCGUUGGUUAAGCUUAGUAGUACGUAUAAUAUAUAAAUGUAUGAGACCUGAGGCUGGUCGCUCGCCAGAGAGGCACAAGAUGGGUCACAUGGUAUGCCAGUAGGUACAUACCGUCACACCAAUGAUUGUAAGCGAGAAGAGAAAGUGUCCCAAGACUUGUCACGAUAUUUAGUGGCAGAACGUGAAGAAUCGGUCGCUCAACUACCCACACUUAACUUUUCUGUCUUGGCACGGUACUUCCAAAUUUGGGGUUAUACUUGUAGAAGGCAGGAGUAUUUGGUAGUUGGGGCCGAAGUGCACGUGGACAAUUCACAGUUAGGUUUCUCUUGUGUUCUCCAAAGUCUUCCUGAUAUACAUUGUGAAUCUUUUAUGGCGAGACUAAUGAAAAACUUUAAAAAAUAAAUUUGGUUUGUUUUGUGAGUCCAA